AUGAAAGGGCUUCCUUCCAUAGUUCCCGCGUUAAUUCAAAACCCCACCAAGUUUACCUGCGUCAAAGCUCAACUGCGGAUCCUCUCUGAAACUUCUUCACCGCUUUCUGAGAAGUUUGCUUCUUUUUUGGACAACUGUCUGGACAUUGAUUCUUUAAAAAAGUUGCAUGCUUGCAUAUUAACACAUGGUCUUGAAAACAACGUUGGUUUGGGCUCUAAGCUUAUCAAUUCGUGCGCAAGAUUCAAUCUUUUAACUGAAUCUAAAUGGGUUUUCCGUAAAAUCAUUUGUAACAAUCUCUCUCUCUGGAAUUCAAUUAUUCUUGGGUACUUCAGAGCUGCUCAUUUUGGUGAAGUUCUGGGGCUUUAUGUAGGACUAAGGCGUAGAAAAAUUGGUAUCAAUGGUUCAGUAAUUACUUUUGGUUUGAAAAGUUGCGUUGAGUUGGGUAGUCUAGACUUUGGAAAAAGUCUCCAUGUGGAUGCUUUCAAGUCUGGCUUAAAUGGUGAUCGGUUUGUGGGUUCAUCACUGAUUGGGUUGUAUCACAAAUAUGAUGACGUUGACGAAGCAGCUAAAGUGUUUGAUGAAAUUACUGCGAGAGAUGUCGUUGUUUACACUUCAAUGAUUACUGCAUAUGCUCAGGUUGGUGAUAAUCGUUCUUGCGAGGCUUUCAGAGUGGCAGGUUAUAUGCAAAAGGAAGAACUUGAACCAAAUCGCAUAACUCUGGUCAGCUUAUUGCAGGCUGUAUCAGUGUAUGGAGCUAUUAAAGAGGGCAAAUCAAUUCAUGGAUAUGCUAUUAGGAAAGGGAUUGGAUGGUUGGAUGAAGUCUUUGAAACUAGUCUGAUGGAUAUGUACAUGAAGUGCGGGUUCCCUGACAAAGCAGCCUUGAGUUUUGGUAACAUAAGCUGGAAAACAAUCGGUUCCUGGAAUGCUAUGAUUACUGGUCAUCUGCAACUUGGGCAGCCCUUGAAAGCAUUGCAACUUUUUCUUCAAAUGGUUCAACAAAACUAUGUGCCUGAUAUUAUUACUUUGGCCAAUGGGGUUUUGAGUUGUGGAUAUAUAGGGCAUUUGUCUGGAGGCAAGAGUAUCCAUGGCUACUUACUGAGAAAUGGAUUUCAGCUUGAUCUUGUUGCUACCACAGCUCUAAUCGAUAUGUACUCGAAAUGUUACCAACUAAUUCAAGCCAAGGAAGUCUUUGAUAAGAUGCAUCGUAAAGAUGAUGUUUCCUUCAAUGUGAUGAUAGCUGGUUAUCUUGAAAAUGGAUUUUCAUCUCAGGCCGUGGAGGAAUUUCAUGAAAUGGUAAGGAUGGAUUUGAGGCCAAACGUAAGUACAAUCCUGAACGUGCUUUCUGCAAUCUCAGAUCUGAAAGAUACAAGGCAAGGCAAGUGCAUCCAUGGACAUGCGUUCAGACAUGGGUUUGGAGAGAAUACGGAUAUAGCAAAUCAACUUAUUAACAUGUACUCAAAGUGCUGCACCAUGAACUACGCAAGGAAAGUCUUUGACAGGAUAGGAAAGAAGGAUACAGUGUCAUGGACAUCAAUGAUAACAGCUCAUGUUAAUGGUGGCCGUGCUGAUGAAGCUGUGAUCCUGUUCCGGCUGAUGCAGAAAGAAAAACUUAAUCCUGAUUCUGUCACUUUAAUCAGUCUACUUCAGGCAUUGGCUCAGCUUGGAUGUCUGAGUUUGGCCAGGGAAGUUCAUACUCGCGUAUAUCGAAUACUUUUGAAUGAAGACAAACCUAUGAUUAAUUGUCUAAUUACUGCUUAUAGCAACUUUGGAAAAUUAAUCAUUGCGAGAAAUUUGUUUGAGCAUGUAGCUAAACGUCAAUUGGCAACAUGGAAUUCUAUGAUAUCAGCAUACGGAAUGCACGGUGACUGUGUUCAAGCACUGAAAUUGUUUGACAUGAUGAAAAAGGAUAAGAUUACUCCUGAUGGAUUAACGUUCACGUCAGUACUUUCUGCGUGCAGUCAUUCAGGAAUGGUAAACGAGGGCUUGUGCGUCUUCAAGUCUAUGAAAGAAGAAUAUAGAUUAACUCCUUCUGGUGAGCAUUACAGUUGUAUGGUGGACUUAUUAAGCAGAGCAGGGCGCCUUGAAGAAGCAUAUGAACUUCUAAAAUUUCUGCCAUCAGACCAAGCUACUUCUGCACUUGGUGCUCUGCUUGCUGCUUGCAGAGUUCAUGGAAAUAUCAAUAUGGGGGAAAUAAUAGGAAGGAGGCUGUUGAAACUGGAGCCUCAGAACCCUAGUGCAUAUAAUUUAGUGUCAAAUUUGUUAGCUGAACAAGAGAAAUGGGAGGAAGUAGCUAAACUGAGAAGCAUUGCAGAAAGAAGAGGCUUGAAAGGAUUUGCAGGGAAUAGCAUGAUAGAGUUUGGAUGUACGGGUCUUCUGAGUGGUUCAUGA
Messenger RNA from Coffea eugenioides, 2388 nucleotides. RefSeq names its product pentatricopeptide repeat-containing protein At2g03380, mitochondrial. Bases 1 to 2388 code for a protein of 795 amino acids. The record is from RefSeq and is a predicted model, not a curated record. The transcript has a single exon. Gene Ontology annotation, molecular function: protein binding; RNA binding. NCBI's taxonomy places the organism in Eukaryota, Viridiplantae, Streptophyta, Magnoliopsida, Gentianales, Rubiaceae. Gene Ontology annotation, biological process: RNA modification.